UCCGGAAGUAUUGAGCUUUUUCCACGCUGUGAGUUUGGGCUACACGUUUUACUAAAAAUGUGACUUUGACCGUCAUUAAAAUGUACACAACACUUUUCAAGAGAUGUCAUUUGUUGACGGGGAAACAUUUUACAUGGCUGACAGUUAAUAAAUGACUGUUAACGGACAUUUUCAUUCACGUGCAGCCCUCGUGGGUCACUGCCCAUCGUCACAGACUGUCUUUUCGGUUUACCUUCGUUGUUUUCAGACAUUUAUUACAUCCGAUAAUCGAGGUCAGACGUCGGAUAACGGUUGUGUCGUUGCACACAUAAGUAACGUUAGCGGACUCUCCGGGUAAAGGUACGGGGACUCAGAGGUGAACAUGAACCCACCAAAGCGACUCCGCACCACAGAAGAUGAAGCAGACACCCCGACAGGAGGGCAGCAGGAGGAGGAGGAGAGGAGAGCAGUGGAUGUGAGUAUUGUCAUGCCAAUGUACAAUGCAUCCUGUUGGCUGGAUGAAUGUCUGCAGGCCAUAUUACACCAAGACUUCACUGGAACCAUGGAGCUCUCUGUCUUUGACGAUGCAAGCACCGAUGAGUCCAGGAAAGUGUUGGAGGGCUGGAGGGAGAGGCUGGAGGCGAGGGGCAUCACAGUCACGAUCUCUGGCCACGACUCUGCAAAACCCAGAGGAGUGGGAUAUGCAAAGAACAAGGCAAUAUCUCAGAGUUGUGGACAAUACUUGUGCUUUCAGGACGCGGAUGAUGUUAUGUUUCCCCAAAGAGUUUGUCUGCAGUACGAGGCGUCUCUCCUCCACCCAAACUCUCUGAUUGGCUGUAAAGUCCAGAGGGUUCCCGAGGGAUCUACUGAGCGUUACACUCGCUGGAUCAACACAAUCACUGAAGAUCAGCUCAUCACACAGGUGUACACGUCUCAUGGGCCCACAGUCGUCAUGCCAACAUGGUUCUGCUCAAGGAGCUGGUACCUGAAGGUUGGACCGUUCGAUGAAGGAGGCAAGGGAGUCCCAGAGGACUUGCUCUUCUUCUACCAGAGUCUUCGUCAGGGAGGGGGCGUGGCCAGGGUCGACCAGUGCCUGCUAGUGUACCGUUACCACGAGAAGGCCGCCACUCACUCUGUAACAGAGGAAACCAUUUGGAAGCUGCGAGUAGAUUUCCUGCAGGAGAGAGUUCUCAGCCAAUGGGAGAGCUUCACCAUAUGGAACGCCGGGAAACAGGGCCGGAAGCUGUACCGAAGCCUGAGUCCGGCUAAUCAGGAGAAGGUGAAGGCUUUCUGUGAUGUCGACGAGAACAAGAUCCAGAAAGGCUUUUACACGUACGAGGAGUCCAAGAAAAGACCUAAGCCGAAAAUCCCAGUGCUGCACUACAAAGCCGCCUCCGCCCCCUUCAUUAUCUGUGUCAAACUGGACAUGACAGGAGGCGUCCUGGAGGAAAACCUCAACUCUUUGCAGCUGAAGGAAGGAAGAGAUUACUACCAUUUUAACUGACUGCUCAGAGGGAUGGAGACAACAGGAGGAGCCGUGCAGCUUUAACAGGCUCAGAGGAAUGCACACAAACUGAGGGACAUGCAGGUGAUAACAGGACUAAAGGGGACUGGACACUGGGACAGAGUCGGGCUGCAUCCACACGACUACGAUUUUGUCAUAAAACACAUAACUGUUGCUACUCUGGUGUUUUGGUGCCCCAAAAACUUAGACCUUUGAAAACACUGCUGAGUCAGUUUUAGUUUAAAACCCCAGGGUUGAGUUUUAGUUUUGGAAACAAUGACACAUACAUUUACGUUUGCUUCCCAGUUGGGUCGUUUCAGUCACAGCUUGUGAAGUCAAAACAUGACAGCCAGGUCUACAUGCCUUUUGUGAUUUUAUCCUUUCUGUGUGGGUACUCCUUUCCCAUUGCUGUGGCUUCCUCCAGUAAUGGAUAUGGCUCCCAGCACUGUUCUAAUAUCUCGAUGUAUUUACUUUGCCACGACUCCCAAUCAGUGAUUUCCACUGCCUUGACUACCUUAUACUCAUAUGUUAAUUUAAGUAACAGUUCAACCUCUUUGUCAGCCCAAGCCAAGAAAUCUCUAGCCUUACCUUUUGCCACCUCUGUAGAAUUUUCUCAAACUAAGCAAUCAACCACAAAGUAGACUGUAGGCAGGUUAUGUUAUCUUCAGACUGGGACUAAUUUAUAUUCCUCUGCUUUCAGUCUUCAUGCUAAGCUAAGCGAACCAGAUCCUGGCUGUAGCUCCAUAUUUAACUGUCAGGUAUGAGAGUGGUAUUGAUCAUCUUGUCUAAUUACAAGACAAGGACAAGGACAAUAGAAUGACUAACAUGCAUGUUCCCCAAAAUGUCGACCCAUGCAUUUUAAAAGCUGGAACGUGGGUGUUUAGGCUCAUAGAAGUAACUAUAACUUGACCUAGAGUGGAAAGAUAUGAUAAGAAACAAAAUGGAGGAAUGAUUUGGUAAUAGAAAGAGAAAGAAGACAGUAUUAGGCCUUUAUGUUUCACCCUUCGGAGGAUGUGUAAGAAGACAUGACUGAUGAUGUUUACCAUUGAAAGAAUAAAUUAUUAUUGUGUUUUCUAAUCUUGUGUGGACUGAGAUUGGGUUUGCCAACCUGUGCACUUGGAGUUGUGUUGAAGUUAAAGGAAGUGAUCAGCCUCAGGACGUCAUUGCAGAAGGUUUCACUUAUAAAGGGUGGGAUGCUUUAUGACCAAAAUCACUGAUUUCUCAACAACCUUCUCUGGUGCAACUGUGCAAAAUCACACAGCUGCUACAAAUGUACAAACAUGGACACUGCACGAAUUUGUUUUUCUUUCUCUUGGUCUCUUAUGAAAUCUAAAGAACAAUAACCUCUUUAAGAGAGCUACAGUUAUAAUACAUAAACACACACAAAAAGUUUAUUUUACCUCACAGAGUGUGGAGUUUUUCUGCCCAAAGGUAAACAGACCUUUCCCCACAAAAUCUCCCCCGGUGUUUCCUGGGUCGGCGACGUGGUCUGCCUUACUGUAAAUCUGUCCGCAGCAGUUUGUAGGGAGGCAGCAGAGGCGGUAAAACAACUGGAGAGGUCCUGAACUCUGCCGAAGCUUUAUUUUAACCACCUUUGUUUGUUAUCACUGACAGUUGCACGGUGGUGCGAAUGCACAGACUCACUGUGCCAGAUUAGAAGUUAGGCUUGAAUUCAUUUUUUGAUAAAUUGCAGGACUGUUUGAGCCUGAUUCAGUGUGGGGUUUGAGGUGGAAAUCCCAGGCUCCUGCCACCCACAGUACACUGCUGUGUAGGGGCUGAGAAAAAUAUCACAUCCACUUAGCACCCAGUCACCAACUGGACCCCUCUUCCUCCUGUGCUCCUGCACACAAACACUGUCACUAGACGGUGUCUUCCUCAGUUCCUCAGUGAUGUGAAUCUAAUAGGGCGGCAACUAAUGAUUAUUUUCAGUAAGAAUUAAUUCAGAUGUUUAAUUUGUUUACAUGUUUUGUCAAUAAAAAAGCAGACAGUAACAUAAAAUGCUCAUUACAUUCUUAAUCCCAAGAUGACACAUUCAGAUCGCUUGUUUUGUUUUACCAACAGUCUAAAACCCAAAGAUAUUCAGUUAACUGUCACUUACAGCAAAGAAAGCAGCAAAUUAAGCUCGAAACCAGGAAAUAAUCUGCAGUUUUUUCUUAAAAAAUGACUUAAAUGACAAAAACCAUGUUGAUUAAUUUUCUGUCAAUGAAUCUACUACAUGUUUGUCUACAUUUGCAGGAUUUCAACUUUUUUGGACACACAUCUGUUUUAAUCUAUAACUUUUUGUUUGUUUUGCUGUUUCACUUUUUAUCCAUGCUGGCAGGCGCGAGAUGGCAGCUACAUAGUAUGGCAGUAGGAGCCCGGUCUCUGUCGAAAUCCGACGCUUGGGAAGUGACUUGCAGCGUAAGAAACCAAUGACAAAAGGCUUCCGUAAACGUUGGCAUGAUGCACGGCCGGUUGCUGUUAUAGUUUAACAGCGCCCGGCGGCGUCAGGGGGACGCAACAAACACCGACUUUCACCCAAGAGAGCGGUGUUCACGUCCCGUAAGAUUCUAAAGCCAAACCCUGUUCUUUUUUCCUGAAUCUAACCAUGCUUUUGUUGCCUAAAGCCAGCAACGUGUGUUUGUUGCUGAAGGAAAAAGAAGUAAUUUGCGUUGUUGUACCAAUGUCUGUUUAUUUUGAAAGAGGCUGUAUGUAAACAGUAAAUUUCCUGUGAAAAUGGACGUGUAUUUUGAAAGAAGACGAUGCAUGUAACAGGCAGAACUUGACAUGGUGUCCCAAAACUUCAGCAACCAACACAACCAGGGUACCUUGCACGACGCAUGAGGACGUGGAAAGUCCAUGACCAAGGUCAAUAUGUGACGAGGUCGUAGUGAGAAUGUGUUGGCAAUAGAUGUGUUUCCAUCCACAUCCAUUUUACGCACACUUUUAACAUUUUUCAUGCUAGGGGAAGAUGGAAAAGUUGGUGUAUGAUUAAAGGUAAAUGCAACUAGUGCAUUGGAAACAGAUUCAACU
Molecule: messenger RNA, 4495 nt
Organism: Epinephelus moara (kelp grouper)
Lineage: Eukaryota; Metazoa; Chordata; Actinopteri; Perciformes; Serranidae
Gene: b3gntl1
Product: UDP-GlcNAc:betaGal beta-1,3-N-acetylglucosaminyltransferase-like 1
Exons: 12
Coding region: 362-1483 (373 amino acids)
Source: RefSeq, a predicted model, not a curated record